UUGAAUUUCAACGUCAGCGCAUGCGCAGUGUGCAGCUAUCGCCAGCGUUAGCAAUGAGGUUCAACUUUCAAACACUCAUGAGAAUCCCAGUUGGCGCAUUGUUUCAAUGAACUGUUUCGGAUUCGGCUUUAAUGCUUUCGGGCAAAUAUCGGACCGCGGGAAACCAUCACAAGGCGACGAUGAAGAACAUAGUUACACGUGUUUGACGCCGAUACGUCUGAAACACCUGGGUGGCCGCGAGGAGGUAGCUGAGUGUCAACAGGGGCGCGUGGGGACAGAUCAGCUGAGCGCGUGCUGGAGCCGCACGGCCUCGCUAUGUUUACACGACCAGGGUCGUGUGUUCUUAUCGGGCUUCGGAGCCGACGAGAAUGGAAAUCACAUGAGUGCAAGCCUGGGCUGCCAGGACGCUUUGCUCGGGGAGCGAUACCUCACCCUGGGGUUUAGAGACAGGGUGGAGUGCUGGGACGUCCAGCGCCGCGACCCGGCCCCGGCAUGGAGCAUGGAAUCCCCGCCCGAGGAGGAAGCUGGGGCCUCCCGCCGGCUGCCGCUAGUCCCGGGGGGCUAUAUAGCCUCCAAACCGCCGUUCUACCGGCCCCUGUCGCCCCAGUUGAAGGCUGUGAGCUUGGCCCUUGGGGCGGAGCAUGCCAUCCUUCUCAGCGGCUCCGGAACCGUGUUUACCUGGGGAAUAGGAAGCCACGGUCAGUUGGGCCACUCUGAAUUGACCCCUGAGAAGGAGCCCAGGCCGGUGGAGGCCCUUUGGGGGGUCCCCAUCGACUCUGUGUCUACAGGAGGCUGGCACUCUGCCUGUGUUAGUGCUGGGGGCGACCUGUAUGUCUGGGGCUGGAAUGAGUCCGGCCAGCUCGGACUUCCUUCUCUAGCUAUGCGAACAAGCCAAGAGCAGAAGAGGUUUAAAGGAACUGCGUCAUGCCAAGAGGCCGGCCCAGUGACCAGAGGAGAGGAGCAGAAGGAAGGGGAAAGCCAGGACGUGUUUAUAUCCAUUCAGGCCUUCCCGGCCUUGCUGGACAUCACUGAUUCAUGUGACGUCGCCAAGGUCAGCUGUGGCUCGCGACACACCGCUGCGGUGACAACCACUGGUGAUCUCUACACUUGGGGAUGGGGCGAGUACGGCCAGCUAUGUCACGGGACAGCAUCGAGCUCAGACGAGCCUCAUUGCGUGGACUUCUUCAGGCAGGAGGGCUUCAGGGUGGUUGAUGUUGUCUGCGGGCCUUGGAACACUUUUGCCAUGGCAACCAAGGAGGAAGUGGCGCAUUGUUAAAUUACACACCUGUGGAUUCUCCUUGGUGAUAACAGGCAAUGGACCUCGAACUUUGGACCUCCAAGAAAUGCAUCAGCUGAAAAUAUCCUGUUUGUCAAUUAAAUACAAGGUUUACUUUUGUUA
This is a messenger RNA of Gadus morhua (Atlantic cod), 1399 nucleotides long. It is a transcript of the gene rccd1, whose product is annotated as RCC1 domain containing 1. Lineage: Eukaryota; Metazoa; Chordata; Actinopteri; Gadiformes; Gadidae. The coding region runs from base 107 to 1276 and encodes 389 amino acids. The transcript has 8 exons. The record is from RefSeq and is a predicted model, not a curated record.